AUGUGCACCGAGUGCUUCGUACAACUCAAGCGCCUGGAGAGCGCACCCACCGAAUCGCCUGCCUGUCCUUACUGCGUCGAGCCACAUUUCGGAGUCAUUUAUUCCCCGGCCCUUUUGCCGAGCGCUCUUCCAGGAUCACCUAUUCCAGGGCACAUGACUGCCACAACCAUGACCGGCUCGCCAUCAAGCAGUUUGCUGGACAGGGGUGCGGAUGCUCAAAGCCCUUCAUCACCUUCUACUCGCCGACGAAGCACCAGCCAUAAGAGCCCAGAAGUAGUCGCCGCAGAUGAUUUGAGGCCUGAUUGGAAUCGCAGGAUUUUGGCUGCAGUACAGCGCCAGCCUGGAUCAAGGCGGGCGUCAACAUCAUCAUCAGUGUCGAAUUCGACUUUUGCGCUGGGAAGACGAUUGGCGGUGGGACGACAGGGAACGAGCUCUCGACGGUCCAAUUCGUCGGCGGCGGCACAGGACUACAAUGGAUACUUGUCAGCCAUGCGCAACAUGGGCACAGACCUGGAGGAAUUGAUGAUUAUGGAGGCCAUGCGACAGAGUCUUCAGGAUGAGGAGGAGCGUUUGGCGCGUGAAGCUGCAGCAGCAGCUACUGCUGCCGCUGCCGGUGAUUCGAAUGCUACCGCUGGCCAAACUGGUGAGGGGAGUACUACAGGAUCAUCAUCGCCUUCUUCACCCACUCAGCAGAAUCGCAGUCGUGGUAGUCCGGGAGCACGAGGAGCAGCUGCACGCGUGGGAGGGUCAACGGCGUCACCGGCGACGGGACAUUCUCGGUCGUCGACGCAAUCGAGCACUGUUCAUGGUGGAUCGACGCCAGGUCCGGCAUUGGCACUCAGCCGGAGUGACAAUGGCAGUCUGGAGAGUUUGAGUGACCGCGGUGUUAGACAUGAUGAUGAUUCGGACAGCGAUCAGGAGGAUUCGCCAGCGUUGCUGGAUAACCGUGCGAUCCGGUAUGCGCAGGUAAACAUUGGUACUGCUACUGCUGUUACUGGUAAUGGUAGUGUUCGUGAGGGGUCAGAUCAUCCCAAACAUCAUCGUCAAGCCGAGGGACCUGGAUCGCGUAACACACCCGAGGCUGUUUGA
Messenger RNA from Linnemannia hyalina, 1089 nucleotides. Lineage: Eukaryota; Fungi; Mortierellomycota; Mortierellomycetes; Mortierellales; Mortierellaceae. The record is from the annotation of a GenBank genome assembly.